GAUGUUGACCUUAUACAUAAGUUUGGGUUUCAUGCUUAUCGAUUCUCUCUAUCAUGGUCUCGAAUUUUUCCUGAUGGUUUGGGAACCAAAGUCAACGAUGAAGGGAUUGCUUUCUAUAACAAUCUCAUUAAUGCUCUUCUUGAAAAGGGUACUUACAUCCUCUCUAUUAUGGAGACUACCCUCAAGUUAUGCGUGAAAAACUUGGAAACCGACUUCCCAAGUUCUCAGAGGAAGACAAAGAGUUGCUUAGGAACACAAUGGACUUUGUUGGCCUGAAUCAGUAUACAGCAAGGUUUAUUGCUCAUGCAACAGAUGGUCCUGAAGAAGUCAAUUUCUAUAAAGAUCAACAGAUUGAAAUAAUUGCUCAAUGGGAAGGAGGUGAGAUGAUUGGCGAGAAGGCAGCUUCAGAGUGGCUCUAUGUUGUGCCCUGGGGCAUACGGAAGGUUUUGAAUUACAUAGCUCAGACAUAUAAUAAUCCCACGAUAUAUGUGACUGAAAAUGGUAUGGAUGAUGAAGAUGACAGUAGUUUGACUCUCCAUGAAGUGCUGGAUGACAAAUUGAGGGUUCGCUAUUUUAAGGGAUACCUUGCAGCAGUUGCUCAGGCUAUCAAGGAUGGAGUAGAUGUCAGGGGUUACUUUGCUUGGUCACUAUUGGACAACUUCGAGUGGGCUCAAGGCUAUACCAAGCGCUUUGGUAUGGUUUACGUGGAUUACAAGAAUGGUCUCACCCGGCAUCCGAAAUCUUCUGCAUAUUGGUUCUCAAAGUUCUUGAAAGGCGGUGAGAAUAAAGCUGGCAAAGAAAACUAGAUCCCUAUAUAUAGAAGUGGAUCCUCUUCCUCUUGCUCAAAUCUGGGUUUGCAUAUAUGAUGAAGCUUGGUAAUAAGGUAGUUGGAGAUGAUGCAUUAGGUGAGUUUGUGGAUCAUGUGGAUUGUAGUACUCCAUGGGGAUGCCACUCUUUCUCUAUGUGGCACUUAUUGUGUGGUCCAAAUUAAGCGCUUGGGAAAACUAUGUAUUAUCACAAUAAUAUUGAGUACUUCUGCUAUCAGAAGAACAUCAUAUUAUAUGAAUAGUUAUAUUAUUAUGGAUGUUUGUGGAUCAUGUAGAUUGUAGCCAAAACUUAAAAACAGGGAUGCCACUCUUUCUCUUUGUAGCACUUAUUAUGUGGUCCAACUUAAGCACUUGAGAAAACUUUGCAAUAUCAUAAUAACAUGUAGGAUUGUCG
Molecule: messenger RNA, 1221 nt
Organism: Rubroshorea leprosula
Lineage: Eukaryota; Viridiplantae; Streptophyta; Magnoliopsida; Malvales; Dipterocarpaceae
Source: the annotation of a GenBank genome assembly